GGACAGAAAAAGACAGAACGACACAAGCUGAGGUUGAAGAUAUAAAGAGCCGAGCUCUCCAGCGGCCCCGUCACUCCACACCGACACGACGCCGCGCUCCAGUCCCCGACGACCCCCACGAGAAGCGGAACAGACGAUGUACACGAGGUCCAACAGCGCGACCCUGACCGUCCACGAGAGGUUCGCCUCCUGCGCCACGACGCGCAGCACGCAGCCGGAGGUGUUCACCUUCGAGCAGGUCCCGACGCAGGCCACGGCCGUGCGCUCCUACGUGCCCAUCCGGCCCAAGAGGCGCUGCACGCGGGUCAUGUACCCCGCCAAGGUGCGCAUGCAUCUGCCGCCGCCGGAGAAGGGCAGCCAGGCCAAGCGCUGGCUCGUCGUCCUGUGCCUGGUGGUGCUGUGGCAGAUCUACACCGAGGAGCCGUGCGCCGCCGCCGCCGCCGACGCGUCGCCGAGCGCCGCCGAGUACCAGGGCUUCUCCUUCCAGUCCGCCGAGGAGCAGGUGAGCGCCGCCCCGACCGCCACCGGCACCGGCACCGGCCCCGGCGAGGACCAGACCUCCAGCACCUCCGGCUGCCGCAGGCCCGGCCAGGAGACGGACAGCAGCCGGCCGCUGGAGCAGGGCGCCGGCAACAGCUACGUGGUGGCGCUGCUGGUCUACCACCGGCUGGGCAGCGAGAAGUGAAGCAGGAGAGUUCCCCGGGAACUGGUUCCACCGCGGGUCCGCGUUCAGAACUGUGUUCAGAAGGGACCCGGAGGAGCAGCGGUGCGCCCCGCGCGGCGCAGCCGGCCAGGGAGCUCCGUGCGCCGGCUUCCCCCCGCCGGAGGCCUCGGUGUGGGGAGGAGGGACGCGAGGAAAGAACAGAAGGAAACGAAAGAAAAGAAGGAACCCGAUACGUGAACACUUGAAAGAAACAACGACAUCCUGAAACUUGAAGAAAAGAAAACUUGAACUUGAACAAACUGCACUGAGGGGCCCUGAGGACGAGCAGCGUGACGUCACAGGCCCCGAGCUGACGCACUGACACAGUUCCACUGUCAAAGUCUUAUUUAGUUAUUUAUUACGUUAUUUGCUAUUUAUUGAAUGAUAAUAAUUUUAUUAAUAAAACAAAAUGUUGAAAAGAAAA
Molecule: messenger RNA, 1127 nt
Organism: Scophthalmus maximus (turbot)
Lineage: Eukaryota; Metazoa; Chordata; Actinopteri; Pleuronectiformes; Scophthalmidae
Gene: ier3
Product: immediate early response 3
Exons: 1
Coding region: 137-685 (182 amino acids)
Biological process (GO): negative regulation of apoptotic process
Source: RefSeq, a predicted model, not a curated record